UGCUCAUUCCGUUCUUGUGCCUCUGCAAACGUACAUAGUUUGCAAGUAUUAACAAAAUACGAGAAAAGAGAAGAAAAAAAUAAUAAAAAUGUUUCACCAGAAGUUUUUUGCUCAACUUGUGCUGACUUUUCUGUUGUUGCAAAUAAGCCAUGUGCUUUCAGAGUCUGUAGCGAAGAUUAUGAACUCCGAACAUCAGGUGCGUUAUGGAAAUGGCCACAGGUGUUCAGGAGUUUUAAUCUCAAACUUUACAGUUUUGACAGCCGCGUCAUGUCUUUUAAAAGACGAUUCGGGAGAGUUUUACCAAGCCGAUGAACUAAGUGUGGCAAUAGGAAACUUGAACAGAUUUGAAAGAAUUGAUUUGCUGACAUUUGAUUCACCAGUGUCGGCUGUCAAGGUUCAUGGGCGAUUUAACAAGAAAACUUAUUUAAACAAUCUGGCACUUCUCGAAGUUGAUUCGGUUGAAUUUAGUGCACACGUUCUUCCCAUUUUAACGUCGAGUGAAGUCAUUUCCGAUAAUCUUAAUUGUUACGUGCUUGGCUGGCGAAAUUCAUCUUCUGGCCAAUUGACAGAUGAUUUAAUGCGAUUUGAUGCACAAACAAAAACGAGAACAACUUGUGGUCAAAAACUAUUUCCAUUUGCAACAUUUUGUUCGGCGGAUCCGAUGCUCCCACUCCCGAUUCUCGACACAUGUGUGGGUGAGGAAGGUUCAGGGUUAAUUUGUAUGGGUCAGGACAUGUAUGAGCUUAGAGGAAUUGUUUCGAAAACUUGCAAAAUUGGUGAACGCACACAAUACACUGAUGUGUCACAACUUAUCAAUUGGAUUGCGAUAUCACACUUUGAAGAGUCUUUGAAAAUUAUUGAUAACGACCUUCUCAAGUCUGUUGUUAUGUCUUUACUAGACUUAAUCGCUUAUUACAUCAACACUCCAAAAAUAGCCGACGAUUUCGAGAUUAUAAAAUUCUUAUUUUAACUCAUCAUUUUAUCCACAUAGAUAUUUAAACUGUUUUAACUUUCUUUUAAUUGAUGUUUUAUAAAAAGAAUCAUUAAAAGUUUUAAAUAUUCUCAAACACAAAUUUGGAAAAAAA
This is a messenger RNA of Clunio marinus, 1085 nucleotides long. Lineage: Eukaryota; Metazoa; Arthropoda; Insecta; Diptera; Chironomidae. The record is from the annotation of a GenBank genome assembly.